UUCCUUUUCAUAGCAGGAAAAUGAAAACUCAAGAAGUCACUUCCAAAAGCAAAAAGGCACAAUUUCUAGCACCCAGGUCAUUAAUUAGGAAGCGACUUCAAGCAAUUGCAGAAAAUUCAUUAAGAAGGGAACAACUCCGUACUUGUCAUGACAUGAACUUGAAUAUUCAAAAUCCAACACAAUAUCAAAAUAUGGAUGCAAAUUUUAGCGCUGAUUCAGAAAACUUUGAAGAGGAGAAUUUUGCACAAAAUCGCAGGAGAAGUGCAAAUACUAACAAUGAAGAGAAUGAUGAUUCUGCAGAAUCAGAUAAUCAUCGAGUGCAAAGUGAUGAUGCAAUACUAAAUGAAUCUCGACAAGAAGCUGAUAAUUCUCAAAGGAAGAAAAAUCCACCUCGUGGUAGUAAUAAGUGUCUAAAGUUGAAUAAUUUGUCACAUGGGGAGAAAAAAAUCAUUACUUUUUAUCAGAAUAGAGCUAUUGAACCAGAAUUUUCACGAUGUCUUGGAAUUAUUAUUCGAGAUAGAAAUAUUUGCCGAGAUAAAUUUGAUGCUGAUGACAUGGAGCAAAAGAGAGAGUCAGUAAUGAGACACUUGCGCGAUUUGUGGAAUAAGUGGCGUGGUGACAUGCACAGGAAAUAUGUGAAAGAAAAUUCAUUGCAAAUUGCACUUAGAAAUAAACCUACAGAAGUGAGUGUUGAUGACUGGGAUUGA
Molecule: messenger RNA, 707 nt
Organism: Asparagus officinalis (garden asparagus)
Lineage: Eukaryota; Viridiplantae; Streptophyta; Magnoliopsida; Asparagales; Asparagaceae
Exons: 4
Coding region: 21-707 (228 amino acids)
Source: RefSeq, a predicted model, not a curated record